GUCCACAAUUUGGGAAAGGUAAAAGGAAAGAAAUUUGAUUAGUCGGAGUUUUGUUCUUCGUCAUUCUCCAGCAGCAAAUUUCCGACGGAUCGACCUGUUGUAAUCAAAUAUGUCCACCGCGGCCGAUCCGAGCAAUCAGGCGGCUGUUGCUAGGAAGCCGAAGGCUCCGUUCAAGUUCUUGGUUCCGCUCAUCUACGCUCCAGUUCUUCCCUUGAUUCGGCUAUCGCUGCGUAGGAAUCCGGUCUUGAGGGACAGGUUGUUCACUGCUGUGUUGGCGGGUGCCUUUAUCCAUGGUGGUUACUUGGUGUAUCCUUUUUCCUCCUGCCUCAAGUAUCAUGUCAAUUAUGGUUUCCCCUGUUGAUAUUCACCUGCUCCUAUCAAUUGAUUCGUUUUCUUUUCUUUAUGUGGGCAUGCUUGUUGGGAUACGCCUGCGAUGAUCGAUCAAUGUGCACCUUGCAUACUCUUUUUGAAAGAGUGGCUAUCUUGCAAUGGGGAAACAAGUAGAUUCUGAUUCCAUUGUAGCUUAGAAGUUUUUGUUGCUGCAUUCUCAUUUGCUCAUAUAUUCCGCCUUUCGGGUGAAUUGGGAAGCAUGAUAGCUCAACAUUUGCACUCUCUUCGUAGGUGUAUCUAGUUUGUUAGGCAUUAAAAUUUUGUCUUCUGAUAAUAGGAUGGCGCAUAGCUUAUCAUCUCUUUGGUGUUUAUCAGUUUUACAGAUUUCUGACCGUAGAUG
This is a messenger RNA of Linum tenue, 730 nucleotides long. The record is from the annotation of a GenBank genome assembly. NCBI's taxonomy places the organism in Eukaryota, Viridiplantae, Streptophyta, Magnoliopsida, Malpighiales, Linaceae.